Lasiosphaeria miniovina is the source of this 767-nucleotide messenger RNA. RefSeq lists its product as uncharacterized. NCBI's taxonomy places the organism in Eukaryota, Fungi, Ascomycota, Sordariomycetes, Sordariales, Lasiosphaeriaceae. The record is from RefSeq and is a predicted model, not a curated record. The coding region runs from base 102 to 767 and encodes 221 amino acids. The transcript has a single exon.
CAAUCUUCAAAUACCAGUCUUCUCACCCACCAGUCUUCUCACCCACCAGUCUUCUCCCCCACCUGUCUUCUCAUGCGCCAGUCUACCCCAAGCUCCACAACAUGGAUCGCCAGUCUGCUCGCCUGCAUACAGGAUCAAGGCUUUCGCCCACAGCCCGGAUGGCCUUGAACAAUGCCACACGCUGGGCUCAGGCAGCCCCCCCAAGACUCCCAUCAAUCCCCGAAUGGGGCACUCCCGAGGACGACCCGCGGUUGCCCCGGUGGGGGUGGCAGUUACCGCUUACACCAUUCCCAUCUCCAGCACUGCGGCCGACAGUUCCAUCGCGGCCGACAGUCCCAUCGCGGCCGACGACCCCAUCGCCGGACGGAUGGGGCCUCGGGGACCUCGCGGCCUCACCAAUGCCAGCACCGCCCCGCCUCAGCGCAGAGCCAACCCCAGGGUCUCUGUCGGUCCCACAGCUCCCGCCGCACACCGUCAUACCAGGGUUCAGGCACAUAGCGGACGAGCCCGAGCCCGAGCCCGAGCCAGAACGACACGCCACGCAGCAGCCCGAGGCCGCGGCGCAGCCACACGCGGGCGCCACGAAGCGAGCCACGCCAGCCGGGCGCCAAAGAAGGGCGAGGAAAAAAGUCUCGCGUCUAGAGGAGCCGGGGCCGCAGCCCGAGCCCGGGUCAGAGCCCGAGCCGUCCAACGCUACUGCUGCUGCCGCCCGCGCGCCCGCUCGUGCCGGUCUCACUCGUCGUGGCGGCGGCCGCAUGCACCGCUGA